Messenger RNA from Bufo gargarizans (Asiatic toad), 1287 nucleotides. Its product is annotated as sulfotransferase 2B1-like. Lineage: Eukaryota; Metazoa; Chordata; Amphibia; Anura; Bufonidae. Gene Ontology annotation, cellular component: cytoplasm. The record is from RefSeq and is a predicted model, not a curated record. The transcript is spliced from 7 exons. Bases 81 to 947 code for a protein of 288 amino acids. Gene Ontology annotation, biological process: sulfation. Gene Ontology annotation, molecular function: sulfotransferase activity.
GGAAACUGAAGGCUUAGUUCUGGUUACAGCAAGUUAAAGGACGUCUUUUGGAAGCUCUGCUAUCGGUUCACUCCUAAGAAAUGUCAGUUGAAUUCUUCAAAUAUAAAGGAGUGAACUUUUACAAAAACAUUUUAUAUUCUGAAGAGGCUCUCAACUUUGCAGAAAAUGAAUUUCAAGUUCUCGAUGAUGAUGUCUACAUUGUCACUUAUCCUAAGUCAGGCACAAACUGGAUGAUAGAGAUAUUAAGUUUACUGAGGACCAAUGGAGACCCUACCUGGAGCAAAUCUAUUCCUAUCUGGCUCAGAUCUCCAUGGUAUGAAACAAUAGAAGGGCAGUCACAGAUUAAGGAUGUCGUUUCUCCAAGGGUGCUUACUUCUCACUUGCCAUUCCAUAUUUUUGCUAAAUCUUACUUCACAUCCAAAGCUAAGAUCAUAUACAUUAUAAGGAACCCUAAGGACAUUGUAGUGUCUUUGUUUUAUUUUAACAAAAUGAUCUGCCUCUAUAAAGAUUCCCAGAGCUUCCCAGAAUUACUUGAAGAUUUUUUGCAAGGCAAUGUUCUUUAUAACUCCUGGUUUGAUCAUGUAAAAGGAUGGAUGCAGAUGAAGGAGAGCAUCAACUUUUUCUACAUUACAUAUGAGGAGCUUCAUACGAAUCUUCGGAAUAGUGUGAUAAGGAUCUGUAACUUCCUGGGGAAGGAUUUAGAUGACUCACAGAUUGAUUUAGUUGUCAAACAUUCAUCUUUCAAUGCCAUGAAAGAAAACAAAAUGUCCAAUUACACAAUGAUCUCUCAGGACUUCAUGGAUCAGAAUAAAGGUUCUUUUAUACGCAAAGGCAUCAUUGGAGAUUGGAAGAACCAUUUUACUAUAGCUCAGAACGAGCAUUUUGAUGAAGUUUAUAAAGAGAAGAUGAAAGAUCUCAAUGUGACCUUUUUCUGGGAACAAUCCUAAAAUGUUACAUGUAGUGUUUAGUAUGUAUUUAAAGGGGGUUAUCCAGGAGAAGAUAUUGAUGACCGAUCCACAGAAUAGGUAAUCAUUAAGAGAUCUGCGGGGGUCCGACACCCGGGACCUCCUUUGGUCAGCUGUUAGAAGAGACUAGGCACUGAGCGUCACAGUCUCUCCCUAGGCCAGUGACAUCACCAUACAUUGGUCACAUGGCAUAGUUGCAGCUCAGCCGCAUUCAAGUCAAUGGGGCGGAGCUGCAGUACCAGGCACAUCCGCCAUAUAAUGUACACGUGUUGUACUUGGAAAGUUGCCGGCAUCCUGAUCAGCAGGGGUGCCAGGAUUCAGA